Molecule: messenger RNA, 2524 nt
Organism: Hypomesus transpacificus
Lineage: Eukaryota; Metazoa; Chordata; Actinopteri; Osmeriformes; Osmeridae
Gene: septin8a
Product: septin 8a
Exons: 10
Coding region: 304-1566 (420 amino acids)
Biological process (GO): cytoskeleton-dependent cytokinesis
Cellular component (GO): cell division site; microtubule cytoskeleton; septin ring
Molecular function (GO): GTP binding; GTPase activity; molecular adaptor activity
Source: RefSeq, a predicted model, not a curated record
GGCAAGAGGUUAGAAUUAAUCGAAAGCAACUUAAAAUCUUGAUUGGUUUGACAGAUCCAUUGUUGCACAUUUUGGUAGUCGACUGCAAUGAAAAUUUUAACGUUCGAUUGUCCUAUAUUCCCGUCGGAAUUUCUUGUUCGGACUUGUGUAGCAUAACAUUCCUAAACCAAAUGGGAGUUUCCAGGAAGUAGCCAUAUUGAAGGAAAACCCUUUUCACUGUGUCAGCUACGGAGAGAGUGAUACUAGGGCAGUGGCAGCUCCCUUUCGCGUAGCUCUACAUUAAUAUACCAAACAUUCCUCACUAUGGCUGCUACGGACGUCGACAUAUUUUCUAAUGAAGAAAAGCGUAACCUCAGUUUGGGCGGCCAUGUUGGAUUCGACAGCCUCCCGGACCAGCUGGUCAGUAAAUCGGUGACACAGGGUUUCUGCUUCAACAUCCUCUGCGUAGGGGAAACGGGUAUUGGCAAGUCAACGUUAAUGAACACGCUCUUCAACACCAUGUUUGAGAACGAGGAGGCCAGCCAUUACCAGAAUAGCGUUUACCUGAGGCCGAGGACAUACGAUCUGCUGGAGAGUAACGUCCACCUGAAGCUGACCAUCGUGGACUCGGUGGGCUUUGGAGACCAGAUCAACAAGGAGGAGAGUUAUAAGCCCAUCGUGGACUACAUCGACACACAGUUUGAGAACUACCUUCAGGAGGAGCUGAAGAUUAAGCGCUCCCUCUUCAACUACCACGACACUCGCAUCCACAUCUGCCUGUACUUCAUUGCUCCCACAGGACACUCGCUCAAGUCCCUGGAUCUGGUUACCAUGAAGAAGCUGGACAGCAAGGUAAACAUAAUCCCCAUCAUAGCCAAAGCCGACACCAUCUCCAAGAGCGAGCUCCACAAGUUCAAGAUCAAGAUCAUGAGUGAGCUGGUCAGCAACGGCGUCCAGAUCUACCAGUUCCCCACGGACGACGAGGCGGUCACGGAGAUCAACUCCUCCAUGAACGCUCACCUUCCCUUUGCCGUGGUGGGCAGCGUUGAAGAGGUCAAAGUGGGGAACAAAACAGUUCGAGCGAGGCAGUACCCCUGGGGGGUUGUACAAGUGGAGAACGAGAGCCACUGUGACUUUGUGAAGCUGCGGGAGAUGCUGAUCAGGGUGAACAUGGAGGACCUGAGGGAGCAGACCCACGCGCGCCACUACGAGCUCUACAGGCGCUGCAAGCUGGAGGAGAUGGGCUUCAAAGACACCGACCCCGACUGUCAGCCUUUCAGUCUUCAGGAGACGUACGAGGCCAAGAGGAAAGAGUUCCUGGGUGACCUGCAACACAAGGAGGAGGAGAUGAGACAGAUGUUCGUCACCAAAGUAAAGGAGACGGAAGCUGAGCUUAAGGAGAAGGAGAGAGAGUUGCACGACAAGUUUGAGCAGCUGAAGCGCAUGCACCAGGAGGAGAAGAGGAAGGUGGAGGAGAAGCGGCGCGACCUUGAGGAGGAGAUGAACGCCUUCAACCGCAGGAAGGUGGCGGCCGAGACCCUCUCCUUAUCCCAGCCCCUCAAGAAGGACAAGGACAAGAAAAAUUAAUUUAUGGGCACCAGUUACCCUCCCCCCCCAAGCCGACCAUGGAUUUGCCUUCCAUCACCAUAGCGACGCCAACGUUUUAUUAUUAUUUUUUACAUUCCUUCAUGGCAUUGUGCACAUGGACCAAAGACUGCAGACGCUACAGGGAGAGGGAGAGAGCGGACAUGCUGACUGGCCAUUUCCUGCACUAGGAUCACUCAUGCUAUGAUUUGUUAAACGUUGUUUAUACAUUUUUUUGUGCUGUUUUUUUUUUCUUCUUCUUUUAGUUUGACUUUUACGGAUCACAUCACUGUAUUAUGACGGCAGCAAAAGCAAAAGAUCUAAUCACAGACUCCCGUCAAUCACUGCUAUUUGGUACUAUGGUUGUGUUAACCUGUUCAUGGCUAGUUAUACUUCUGUCUGACCGUGUAAUAUUAAUGCAUCCACAUGUUAUGUAAUUAGAUUUAACACAAGCCAUUCCUUUUUAGUUCAGUCUAAAAUCUGAGCCAGACCAGACCAGGCCUUCAAUCAUGGUUCACUGCAAUAAUAGAUGUCAUGUAAAGUACCUGUAUAUAUAUUUUUGCGUAGUAGGUACCAUUGAGUCAUUCUAGACAUAAGUCUUAAGAAAAUAUGCAAUAUUCUGGUGCUGUUUUGUAUUAAUCCAGAACCUGUAUGUGAAUAUUUCUCGGACAAUACCUUGCUUAAUUGAAAAUGCUAAUAUGCAAAGUGUAUUCGUUUUUUUUAACUAUAUGAUCAAGCACAUAAUGUUGUAAUGUAGUUUUAAUUACGCUGUGCCAGUAACUAUACUACUAUAGUAAGCCAUGAUUGACGUACGCGUGUGGUGUAUCACAGUUUACAUAGGCAUGUAAGUUGCAGCAGGCAGAUGCCUGGACUCAGCAGGAGAGCUGUUUAGUCUGAGAGACCAGAUGAGAGCUGAUGUUUUAACUUUCAUUGGAAAUAAAUGCAAACCCUCGCCCUGAAA